Molecule: messenger RNA, 1145 nt
Organism: Raphanus sativus (radish)
Lineage: Eukaryota; Viridiplantae; Streptophyta; Magnoliopsida; Brassicales; Brassicaceae
Product: mitochondrial outer membrane protein porin 3
Exons: 6
Coding region: 112-942 (276 amino acids)
Biological process (GO): monoatomic anion transmembrane transport
Cellular component (GO): mitochondrial outer membrane
Molecular function (GO): voltage-gated monoatomic anion channel activity
Source: RefSeq, a predicted model, not a curated record
CACCCACCAUUUACCCAGAAAAAAACACGCCAUCGUCACUCUCCCCUGCUCUGCUCUGCUCUGCUCCGUAUACUGCGACAGCUUUUCCCCCUAAAGAAACAAUCAAUCAUCAUGGUUAAAGGUCCAGGACUCUACACCGAAAUCGGCAAAAAGGCCAGAGAUCUUCUGUACAAGGACUACCAAGGAGACCAGAAACUCAGCAUCACCACUUACUCUUCCACCGGUGUUGCAAUCACUACCACUGGAACAAACAAGGGAGAUUUGUUUGUGGGUGAUGUAUUUACCCAAGUCAAGAACAAGAACUUCACUGCCGAUAUCAAAGUCGGCACUGACUCUUCUCUGCUGACCACUUUCACUUAUGAUGAGGCCACCCCUGGUUUGAAGGCAAUCGUCAGCGCCAAGGUGCCUGAUCAGAAAUCUGGCAAGGUUGAGCUCCAAUACCUGCACGACUAUGCUGGUAUCUGCACCAGUGUUGGUUUGACAGCUAGCCCCAUUGUCAAUUUCUCCGGUGUGGUUGGAAACAACGUCUUGGCUCUUGGUACCGAUGUUUCCUUCAACACCCAGUCCGGCGAUUUCAAGCAUUUCAAUGCUGGUUUCAGUUUCACCAAGGACGAUUUGAUUGCUUCUCUUACUCUGAAUGACAAGGGUGACAAAUUGAAUGCGUCGUACUACCACACUGUGAACUCGUUGAGCAACACAGUGGUUGGAGCUGAGGUUACACACAGCUUCACUACCCAAAAGAACGCCAUAACCGUUGGUGCUCAGCAUGCUCUUGACCCAUUGACCACAGUGAAGGCACGUGUGAACAAUGAUGGUUUAGCCAACGCUUUGAUCCAACACCAGUGGCGUCCAAAGUCGUUCAUCACCAUUUCUGGAGAGGUUGACUCUAGGGCCAUCGAGAAGAGUGCCAAGGUUGGGUUUGCUCUCGCUCUCAAGCCUUGAGAAGAAUCAAGCAUCCAAAUGAGGCCCUUGAGGAGGGGGUAGCUUAGUUUUUUCAUCUCCUUGGUUUUCUAAUCUUUUGGACUAAUCUCUCUGCCUGGUUUUGCUUUAAAAUCUUUCAUUUGUUUUCUGUUUUCUUUGAAUCGGUGUUGGGAUUUGUAGCAAAUAAGGAAAAAAAACUAUUAAAAGGAUCGUCUUGAAGAACA